Gopherus evgoodei (Goodes thornscrub tortoise) is the source of this 6430-nucleotide messenger RNA. RefSeq names its product sarcalumenin (gene SRL). NCBI's taxonomy places the organism in Eukaryota, Metazoa, Chordata, Testudines, Testudinidae. The record is from RefSeq and is a predicted model, not a curated record. Gene Ontology annotation, molecular function: GTP binding.
UGCCGCCCAGUUGCCCUAGUGACUGUGGCCUGUCCCCUUCUCCCAGCUGCUGUAUAAAUAGAGGUGCCGAGCAGCAGAGAGCUCCUGGCAGCCACCAUGCAGGGACUGAGGCUGCUGUGCUGCUGCGUGGCGUCUUUCCUGCUCCUCGGGGCUGCAGAAUUGCAAGUUUCUGCCUCGGAGGGCACUGAAGAUGUUGCCAACUUUGUUGAGAAUCACUUAUCAGCUGGAGACCAAAGCCUAGAGGGGAACGAAGGGGUACUUUGCCCAGACUCUGUACCUCCUGAGAAGACUGUUCUCCUCCAGCCUGCAGACAGCAAUGAGGCAGCAGCCCAGGAAAGGAGCGGAAUGCCACAUGACUGUGGUUCCAAGACAGGUGCUGAUAUAAAUAUCCCUGUUGAUGGCUUGAACAAUGACAGCCAAGAGGAGGACAAUGACAUGAACAUAGCUAAUGCUGCUUCAUCGGUUUCAGAAUGUGAUGCUGCCACAGGCAGCAAUGCUGAUGGAAGUGAGACUGUGGCAAGAGAGACAGAGCCAGCAGAAGGGACUCCUCUCCCAGGGGAAGACAUGGAAGAGCUGCUGGCCAAAGAACAGCCCGGAGGCAGCAGGAAUGAAGCUGCAAAGGAGAGCAAGGAGGAGAAGGAGCUCCAUGUGGCAGGGGUGGAAAUCAGGCUGGAAGAGGCUGGGAGGAAAGAGAACAGGCAAAACUCUCCUCCCGCCACAGCAGGGAGUUUUGAAGAGAGCACCCGCCUGCCUGCAGAAGAGAGGCAGGUUUCCCAGCGUGGUACAAAGACUCUGGCUAGAGAGGAGGUAGCAGCAGCAGAGCGCCACUCAGGGCCUGACGAUGACAAAGAUGCUGCCGACAAGGAAAGCGAAGUCAGUGAGGCCUCCCAAAGGAGCGCGCCACCCUCGCCAGCCAGCGGGGAAUCGCCUUCUCAGGGAGAUGCACAUAGGGCUGAACCUGCUCUAGCAGAGCCAGGAACUCUUGAGGAAGUGGGGACACAGCUGGAAGAAGGCUCUAAAGAAGACAAGAGCCGUAUUCCACAUGCUAGCCAAGGUGCCGAAUCUCACAUGCAAGGUGGGAAUCAUGCAAACAAGCAAGACAAAGAAGUCUCUGGCUCAGAGACCAGUCAUGUCUCUGGGGCCCCUCUUGGGGGCAAUGGACUAGCUGCAAAAGAAAAGGAACCUGAUUCAGACAACAGAACUGGUGACAGUCCUGUGGGAGAGACCACCACUGAUGGCCAGGCAGCGGAAAGGGACAGAGAGGAACCAAGCACUACCUCUGCUGAGGCAGUAGGAGAAAACCCUAACUUGGAAGCAGAGGAGUCUGAAGAAAGUUCAGAGGAAGAGGAUGAUGACCAGGAAGAGUCUGAGGAAGAGAAAGAGACAGAAGAUGUUGGGGAGACUGCCAAGAGGGACCGGUCCCAUAUAGAGAGCACCCAACUGAGUGAGGCUAAACCUGCAGACGACUACUCAGCAACACUGCAGCGGUUGAGGAAGAUCUAUCACUCCUCCAUCAAACCCCUGGAGCAGUCCUACAGAUACAACGAGCUCAGGCAGCAUGAGAUCACAGAUGGGGAGAUUACGUCCAAGCCAAUGGUGCUGUUCUUGGGACCAUGGAGCGUUGGCAAAUCCACCAUGAUAAACUACCUCCUAGGACUGGACGACACGCCCUACCAGCUGUACACAGGGGCUGAACCCACCACCUCUGAGUUCACGGUCAUCAUGCACGGCCCAAAGCUGAAGACCAUCGAGGGCAUCGUGAUGGCUGCUGACAGCGCACGCUCCUUUUCGCCCCUCGAAAAGUUUGGGCAGAACUUCCUGGAGAAGCUGAUCGGGAUAGAGGUGCCUCAUAAGCUUUUAGAGCGGGUCACCUUUGUAGACACACCGGGCAUCAUUGAAAACCGCAAGCAACAGGAACGAGGUUACCCAUUCAAUGACGUGUGCCAGUGGUUCAUCGACAGAGCUGACCUCAUCUUUGUUGUCUUUGACCCUACAAAGCUGGAUGUGGGGCUGGAGCUGGAGAUGCUGUUUCGCCAGCUGAAGGGCCGAGAGUCUCAAAUAAGAAUAAUUUUGAACAAAGCGGACAGUCUCGCCACCCAGGAGCUUAUGAGAGUCUAUGGUGCCUUGUUCUGGAGCUUGGCUCCUCUGAUCAAUGUCACUGAACCUCCCAGGGUCUAUGUCAGUUCCUUCUGGCCCCCAGAGUAUCACCCUGAAACCCACAAGGAUCUGUUCCUUAAAGAAGAGAUCUCACUCCUGGAAGACCUUAACCAGGUGAUUGAAAACAGGCUGGAGAAUAAGAUUGCCUUCAUCCGCCAACAUGCCAUCCGGGUUCGCAUCCACGCCCUCCUGGUCGACCGCUAUCUGCAAACCUACAAGGACAAAAUGACCUUCUUCAGUGAUGGGGAGCUGGUAUUCAAGGACAUUGUGGAAGACCCUGACAAGUUCUACAUCUUCAAGUCCAUCCUGGCAAAGACCAAUGUCAGCAAGUUUGAUCUCCCCAACCGUGAGGCUUAUAAGGACUUCUUUGGCAUCAAUCCCAUCAGCAGCUUCAAGCUGCUAGCUCAGCAGUGCUCCUACAUGGGAGGAUGUUACCUGGAGAAGAUCGAAAGGGCCAUUACUCAUGAGCUUCCUGAUCUCUUGGGGAGUAUUGGCUUGGGGAAGAAGCCUAGUAUUCUCUCCUGUGACACAACUGGCUGUGGUGAAACCCCAAGGAACCGCUAUAGGAAACCAUAACAUGCUAUGUACUAACAUAACCAUUCAUGUGUUCCUAUUGGUGAAUGAGCUUAUGUCUUAUCUGUCCAAGAAGCCAUGGUUUAUUAACCCUUUGAGUGACACACUGGCAAGAGCUACUGUCCAAGGAGGACUUCAAGUCAUUGACAUUAAUGGCAGGGGAAGCGGGGUGGGCAUAGAAAAGAGAAUAAAGAACUGUGAAUUCCUGACAUUUUAUCUUUGUUAUUUGAAAUAGAAAGCAAUGUUUAAGCUGUAAGUAAAAGCAACAAAUGGUGACCUAAAGCUUUAGCUGCUUUUUCAUUGGUACUGAAGUUCAUGAGUGUGGAACAAGAAGUUCAACCUUUGCAUACACUAAGCAGGCAGGGAGUAGGAAAUGCAGACUCUGGAAUGAUAACCUGGAGGAAGGCUCCAACGCCUUGACCUGGAGAACUGGAGAGGGUCACCCCUGGGGAGAGAGAGAUCCAGCAGAGUAAAUGUCAGCUUUUGGUGGCUGUAUAUAGGCAUGAGGACCACAGAAAUGCCUAUAAAUAAAUAAUAAUCUGUUUUUUUCUUUUCAAGACUUGUAGGCCAUCAGGUUCAGUUCUUUGUGAGCUCAAUUUGGAUGACAGUUGAGCUGUAACUCAGAAUCUUUAGCAUUCACCCAGGUAUUAGCCCUCUCCUAUCCCCAGGGGUAGGGAAAGAAAGACCCCAUGUCUGUGUUUAGACUGGAUUCAGUCCAAUCUCUGAGAACAUUUGGCAUUGUUAGCACCAAAUGCAUGUCCCAGGUGGGAUUUGGAAGUCUGGCUCAUAAGGAGAAAUGGACUGGAGCUGAAAGAGCAAAGGCACUUAAGUUACAUUUGAGAGACAGUGGCAGUAAUUCAAGAAAGUUCAGAAGAAAGCGUUUGAAAGCAUCAGUUUGUCCCUGUGCCUCAGAAGAGACCGCGAGCUUAGUGUAUGCAUUUGCUGUUAGCGUCACGCAGUUGUCGGCAAGUCAAGCACAAACCUUGGUAGGGCUCAGAGGGUUAAUUGAUUUGCAUUUUGACCUUGUGUUUGCCAGUGUUGCAUGUUUUCUCUGAGUCAGAUCCCUGCGUUGUUGUGCAGUUUGGAGGAAGACAGGAACAACCUCCAUUUCACAGCUGUUGCCUGUUUUCUCUUCCAAUCUUUUUGCUGUAGGUUAGGAAAUCGAAGGUGUCUGGGCCCUAUCUUAUUUGGGCUGAGCCAAGCAGUCAUAUUUAUUUGUUGGCGUUGCCAUGUUGUUCACCUGCCCCAACACACCAACACCCAAAAUUGUGAGUUGCAGGAAAUGAUGCCAUUGGAACCAGUGCCAGCCUCUCUGUGGACAUAGUUCAUUGUAGAUGGCAACUAAAGAACAGUGAAAGUAUGGGAGCCCUCUUCACUAAGCAGGCAUUGUUUGGUUGCAAUAACCCAGUGUGGCUGGUGGUUGAGCUAAGCAUUAACUGAAGAAGAAGGUGGAUGUUGCCCUAAACAGUGAAUGGUGUUUGAGACCUGCUAAAUAGCCUUUCUUCAUUUCUCCCUGUCAAAUGGACCAGAGCUGAGGCUGGUCUUCAGAGAACCUUCUGAGUAGAAGUCCUCACUGUAACAUGCCUGUGGGCCUUAUCUGCCUGGGGUCAAGAAUUUAAUGAAAUCUCAAGCAAAGCAAGACAAAGAUAGAAAGACAAAAGGAAAUAAGAAAGCCAUAUGUUGGCAUUUUAAAGAAGAAAUUUGAGCAGAUGAGAAAGUGGAAGGUGCUGACCAGAGCCUGUUGGGAGCAUGGCAUUGGGUCUGAAAGGCAGCACAUCUCUGAUCCACAUGUGUGAAUAGAGAUGGAGCUGUGGCUACAGGAGAAUCAAACAUAUCUAGCACUGGUCUGGGAUUCAGCUUCCUUGGUGCCAAAACCUUGAGUUUAAAAUAAAUGGUCUUUUAAAGCAAUCCGGGUUAGUUCUAGUGGGCAUUGUUUCAUGGGUGCUUGACUUGGUCCAAAUGUGUCACCCUGGAGGACACAGCCAAUGGGUAAUGAGUCCCCAAAGGCUGGGUGCCGAAGAAGAAACAAGUACAUCAAUGAGUACUGCAAGAGGGCAGGCUACAUGCCGAGGGAUUUUGUGCACAGCACUGAAAGGAACAGGGGCAGCUAAUGAAGGCAAGAAGAGGCGUCAGAGAAACUGGCAUCUGAAAUAGCACAAAGAGAAGUGACAUGCUGGUGAGUCAAUACUGAGUGAGGUCUCAGACUGCCUUGGAGCUGCUUCUUCAAUUCACUUCUGUUCUUCUCCUCCCUUUCUUUUAUGUUACCCCAUUCCUUCUCAUCAUCCUUCUUUGUCUUGGUCACCCACUCUUUCUCACUUCUCAUUGCCCUCCAUUAAGCUUACCUGCUGCUCCUGUCACUUGGCUUAGUUUGCAUGGUGUUCGUAGGAGCAAAUGGAAAAGAAACACUGUCAGAGCUGUGCUAAUUUUGCCACUGCUUCUGCCAUCACAUUAUGUUUUAUUGUCACCAUAAGCAAAUGGCUGUUAAACUUUUCUAAUUCUCUGUGCCUUAUUCUUCCUGCUCGUUCUUUGCCUUUUUGUUUCUCUUCACUGUGCUGUCAUCUUCUUUUUGUCUUUCUUCUGUUCAUGUUCUCUUCCCCUUUUCUUCAGUCUUUCUCCUACCUUUUCUUUCCUCCAUUUCUUGUCAUCCUCUUUUCACUAUACCCAGGUCAUUCCUUCCUAGCUCUCUCUUGCUCACUAGCAUCCUGCUGGUCAUAAAGCUACUGCUCUCCUUUCGGGUGUUGGUGGAAGUGAUGAUUGUGGUAUGGCUGGUGUUACCAAUACGAUACAGAACGAGGAACAUUGGCAGCAUUGAGGAGGAUGGAGGAUGUAAAGCAUGGUUGUCUACAGGUACUGGGCCUGUUGGUUGACGUCCUGUUGGGUAAGCAUUCAUUGACAAUGAAGAUCUCUGCAUAUACUCAAGAAAAUCUGUAAUCAGAUGAGUUCACCUUUUGAAAUGUGACUGACAAAAGCAUAGUACUGGCUCAGAAGCUCAGCACAGAGGCUCAUGCAUUGAUCAUAACCACCUUCCCAUCUGAAAAUUUACACUAGGAUUCUCUUCUUAAAAGCACUCCUGGCACUCCAAGUUUAACCUCCCUGUGGCCUGAUAUCAGGUGACCCUUAAGAAACAGUGGACCUAAGAAGUGCAUUUGUUCGUUAAUUGCACAUUAAGCUGGGUCCACUCUUAGCUCUGGUUGGCUACCACAGCCCUUGUUGGGAAUCUGACACAUUUCUGAUGGCCUUUCUUCCCAAGCCCCUUAACACUUGAAAUGACUUGCAUGGCCACAGCAAAUGAUUGUUAGUCUAAAAAGAACUGUAGUUCAAAGCCCAUCUCAUCUGUCACAGUCUGAUGACAUAGCAGGCUCCUACCAUCAAUCUGACUGUCUCUGUUUUAUGAAACAAAAUGAACUUGAUUAGAAACAAAAUAUAAAGUGUGACAUGAGCGAUGUGUCUCUGAGUUACAGGAAAUACAUCGGGAAUGAAAACAGGGAGCCUGAAGAUUUUUUAAUUUUGCUAAAAAACCCAACAUCCCUAAAGCCACUUUUGUGUGCUUCUUUUUUAACAGGAAUCUGGACAGACAGCAUAUAAGGAAUUACAUGCUGUAAUAUAUUCCAAAUUAGAUGUUCAUGAUAAUGUGCAUUUGGAUAAAAUUGUUGGUCCUGUACAUUAACCCAUCUAAUAAAAUCAGUAUUUUUCAAACACA